UUUUUUCUUUCAAUACUUAAUCAGUUCCAAACAAGGGUAAUGGACUGGAUCUAGAGCAAUACUCUUGGACUCAGACUCUUCAAGAAGUCAACGUGAAUGUUCCAGUGCCUAAUGGAACCAAAUCAAGGUUUGUCGUCUGUGAGAUAAAGAAGAACCAUCUAAAAGUUGGACUCAAAGGCCAACCUCCAAUUAUUGAGGGGGAGUUGUAUCGGUCUGUCAAGCCUGAUGAUUGUUAUUGGAGUAUAGAGGAUCAAUGUGCACUUUCUAUUCUUUUGACCAAACAUGAUCAAAUGGAAUGGUGGAAAUGUCUAGUGAAAGGUGAUCCUGAAAUUGAUACCCAAAAGGUUGAACCUGAGAACAGCAAACUUUCUGAUCUAGAUCCAGAGACUCGUCAGACUGUUGAAAAAAUGAUGUUUGACCAGAGGCAGAAGUCUAUGGGUCUUCCAACCAGUGAAGAGCUCCAGAAGCAGGAACUCAUGAAGAAAUUUAUGGCGGAGCAUCCGGAGAUGGACUUCUCAAGGGCUAAGAUAUCAUAAAUGGUACAUUACUCUUGAUAUGUAUUUUUGGGUCUUGCUUCAUUGCGUACAAGCUGGUCCUGCUUUCUUAUAUUAUAGUGUUUGUACCGUUGCAUAGUAUCUCGUAACCUAUUUUUGGGCUGUCAACACAAUGAACUUGAUCAUGAUAGUUUGUUCUUUGGACGGAGAAUUUGUUGCUAGAUAUUUUCUUUAACGGCUUGGAGAGGAUCAAGUAUCUGUUCAAUUUAGGGUUUGGCGUUAGAAUUGUUGUUACUUACUAUUAUAGAUAUUAUCAAUGUGUGGUUACAUAAUUUGAAUCGCUUGUUCACAUUGAAACAUUGUCUUU
This is a messenger RNA of Vigna umbellata (rice bean), 861 nucleotides long. NCBI's taxonomy places the organism in Eukaryota, Viridiplantae, Streptophyta, Magnoliopsida, Fabales, Fabaceae. The record is from RefSeq and is a predicted model, not a curated record.